Messenger RNA from Punica granatum (pomegranate), 1367 nucleotides. Lineage: Eukaryota; Viridiplantae; Streptophyta; Magnoliopsida; Myrtales; Lythraceae. The record is from RefSeq and is a predicted model, not a curated record.
GCUUUUUCCAUCUCAACUGGCUGGGGGAAGCGAGAGUUGAGGCCACUUCUCUGAACGGAACUGUUCAUUCUUAGCUCAUUAGCUGCUCACUCUCUGCGACGGAGAGAGACUGAGGACUGAGCUGAAGCUCUUCUUCUCCGCCUUUAACACAGAGAGAGAGAGAGAGAGAGAGAGAGCGAUGAGCUUCCAAGACGUGCAGAAUGGCCGGGGCAGGCCUUCCGCCUCUCGGCCUCAGAGCCCGUCCCAGGCCGUGGCCGCCGGAAUCUUCCAGAUCAAUACCGCCGUCGCCGGAUUCCGCCGCCUCGUCGACGCCAUCGGCACCGCUAAGGACACCCCCGACCACCGCCAGAAGCUGCACAGUUCGAGGCAGCGGAUACUGCAGCUGGUGAAGGAUACUUCCGCGAAGCUCAAGUCCCUGAGCGAAUCGGAUCACGAUCUCGACGUCAAUGCGAGUAAGAAAAUAGAAGAUGCAAAGCUUGCAAGAGACUUUCAGACUACGCUUCAAGAGUUCCAGAAAGUCCAACAGCUUGCUGCUGAGCGAGAAUCGGCUUAUGCCCCAGCUGGUCCUCCUUCUACCUCGAUAACAAUAUCAGAAUCUGUGGAACCAGAUGCAUCUAAGAGGGAUCAAGAACAACAACCUUUUCUCAUGAAAGGGAAGAGGCAGGAGCUUAUUCUUCUGGAUAAUGAAGUUGCUUUCAAUGAGGCUAUGAUUGAGGAAAGAGAUCAGGGCAUAAGAGAAGUGGAAGAGCAAAUUGGACAAGCCAAUGAAAUUUUCAGGGAUCUUGCUGUCUUAGUGCACGAGCAAGGCGUCGUUAUUGAUGACAUUCAAUCAAACAUUGAGAACUCCUCUGCUGCCACAACACAAGCUAGAGUUCAGCUAUCUAAGGCCUCCAAAAGUGCUAAAACUAAAUGCUCAUGGUGCUGGUGGCUGUUAGGGAUUGUUGUGGUGGCACUGGUCAUCUUCCUCGUGGUUAUCCUCGUCUAGUGUGCGACUUUGCCAUGCAUUCGAGCUGUGAUGAUAUUUUACAUCUUGGAAAAAUUCUUUUCACUGACAUUGCUUUGUGCGAGUGGGCGGUGUUCGUAGUGCGCGAGUCAAGUGGAACUCCCCCUUUACAGUUAUUAUAUACUUUUUGAAAAGAAAAACUUUUUUUUGAAUUUAUUCAUUAGGGUUCUCCAGUUUGUUUUGCUGUCCUGGUGUGCUCCUGUAUUCAACUUCCGUUGCUCGACAAGUCGGUUUCAUUCUUUUUGUAUCGAGUGCUUGUAGAGGAAAGCGUGUAACUGCUUACAAUACUGAGGAUGCGGAUAUGUCUAUUUUCAUUGUUAUCAGUGUUAUUGCUAAAAGGUAUAGAAUUCCCCUCAAUGUGUCA